Messenger RNA from Schistocerca piceifrons (Central American locust), 2472 nucleotides. RefSeq names its product androgen-induced gene 1 protein-like. The transcript is spliced from 5 exons. Gene Ontology annotation, cellular component: membrane; endomembrane system. The coding region runs from base 304 to 1026 and encodes 240 amino acids. The record is from RefSeq and is a predicted model, not a curated record. NCBI's taxonomy places the organism in Eukaryota, Metazoa, Arthropoda, Insecta, Orthoptera, Acrididae.
ACUGUUAGUUGUAGGCAUUUCGUAGAUGUACAUUUUUUUCACUCUAUAAUUAUAAUUUGAGAUUAAAAUUGGACUGGUAUAUUAAAGACAGUUAUGUACUUGCAGUUUUGUUGUCUUUCUUUCAUCAACAAAUUCUGUCAUUCAUAAAUCCUCCAAACACACUUCAUAUCUGUGAGUGGCGCAAGAUUCGUGUUCUCCUAUGCAGACGGUGUUAAUUAUAACUUUACAGAGUACCUUCGGCACUUGUGUAACAGGAACUGAGUUUCCCCAUUUAAAAGUUGAAAACAAGGGGAUCUAGUGGACAUGGCAGACAAUCUUACGAAGUACGACUUAUCGAAAAUAACUUUCCAUCUUGUUGGCGCCGCACAAUUCUCGUUUAGCGUCUUUUACGAUUGGACGUUUGUUAAAAUACCGAUAGAAGUCAGCAGAAUGGGAUCAGGUUUUGGAGGAAAACUGCAGUUCUUAACGUUCUGGAAUGCGAUUUUACAAUCUGUUUACUUCGUCGUUUGUGUUACGAAUGACUGCAUAGGGACAAAUGAAAACAAUCCUAAUCGACCCCCGUUAAUUCGUAGAUUGAAAGACUACUUGCAACCGGUACUGGCGUUUCCAGUCGCUCUGUUUGUUGGUGCCACAUUUUGGGGACUCUACGCUAUUGACCGAGAAUUAGUGCUGCCACGAGCAGUAGAUCCCUACUUUCCAUGGUGGCUGAACCAUAUAAUGCAUUCCAAUAUUGUAUUGUUUUCAUUAAUUGAAAUGGUGAUUUGUUUUCGAAAAUACCCAGACCGGAUAAUCGGAAUCGGGGGCCUGACAAUGUUCAUGGGCUCGUACUUAAUUUGGACCCAUGUGGUGUUCUACAAAACUGGAGAAUGGGUUUAUCCUGUACUGAAUAAACUGGGUUUCCCACUUCGCAUGGGAUUCUUUGGGGGGCUGCUGUGCUUUGCAAGUGUGUGGUAUUUCUUGGGUGAAUAUAUCAACAAUAAAGUGUGGGCAAAAGAACUGGAGAAAAUUGAAAAGAAGAAACAGUGAGCCUCUGCAACAUCUCAUUAGAAAAGUUACUGAAUACCCAGCUAGUCAUUGAAUUUAGACUGAGAUCUUUGAAAAUAACUUUGUUUAUAGAAAUGUAUUGAAAGAUUAGCCUAAUCUUGCAUGAAAACUUUUAUAAGAAUUUUGCAGAUUCUAAAGACAGGGAACAUUUUUAUGUAUACUGAUCUUGUUUGCUUUGGUUUAGCAAAAGACUAUCUAACACUCCUUUAUGCAGCAUAACAAAAACUUUGAAAUCAGGUUAUGAAGAUCUAAAUCUAGUUGUACAUUUAUAAAAUAUUUGCUCCAGUACAAGUAACUGUACACUAUUGAAGUCUACCAAAUGUGUAACUGCCAGUACAUCUAUAGAUUCAUUCUGUGAAAAAAGACAGGAAUUUUGAGAUGAAAGAGCCCUCCACAAUGCAGCAAUAACUUUGUACCUUGCAGAUAUUAUAAGAUAUAAAACUUAGAUGAUUAAGAUGUUGAAUUGUGAAUGCUAAAUUUUUUCAGGUAUAUUUCGUGAUAUGAAUUUAAGGUAGCAUUACAUUGAUAGUGCAAAUGAUCUUAGUGGCCUUGAAAUAAAUUGAAAACUUUAGAAUGGGGAUAAAUAAGAAUUUUGCAGUGUUUGUAGUAUUUGGCCCUUGAAAUAGUGGCUAAGUGUGGAGGCACAUAUAUACAAAGAAAAUUUUGAUACUUAAUAUUCCUAGCUGCCUGACCCACUUUUCUUACUGGAAAGUAACAUUUUUUGUACUGUUAUUUUUCUGAAUGUUGAGAUUCUCAUUGUAUUGAAAUUUGUACAUAAUUAUAGAAAGUAUAUAUUUUUUACUUAUGUUAUGAAAGUAAAAUAUUACAGCCUAAAGGCCUUGAAGUUAAUGUCGUGUUUUCAUAUGUUAAGUAUUAGAAAUAAUUUGGAACUGAUAGUGUAGGAACCCAAUGUUACUACUGAUGCAAGAUUUAAAGGCUGUCAAGUCAUAAUCGCACAAAGUGCAGGUUUAUUUAAGAAGCCUGGUAAUCAAUAUAAUGUAUGAAGUUAGCAAUGAGCAUUCAUAUCAUACGGAGAAAAUGGACACUGUUUAUGACUUAAUGCACAGAUUAAUUUAACAUAAUGUUAGAGAAAGAUCUUAUGUUAAUCAUGUUGAUUUCAAUGGAAAAAUUUCUGAACUUUUAUCAGUCUGUUAACAAAUGUUUGUAAUUAUCUAAUCUAGUCAGAGCCACCAAAAGAUUUACUCGUGCGUUGUUCCUUGUAUGUAAUUCAUGCAUACAAAUUUUGAUAUUAUUUUUAAAUGUAAUGUACCUGUUACACAGUGAAGAGAUUUUUUGAUCUUGUUUUUCUGAAAUUAAUAAAAAAAAUUAUGCAAUUUUUAUAAUUUCUAUAUUGAGCCAGUGGUAUACAAUAUGAUUGUUAACCAUUCAAGUGUCAAAAUGGCCUACUCAGCAUAACUGUGAAAUAAA